Molecule: messenger RNA, 865 nt
Organism: Sesamum indicum (sesame)
Lineage: Eukaryota; Viridiplantae; Streptophyta; Magnoliopsida; Lamiales; Pedaliaceae
Product: outer envelope pore protein 16-3, chloroplastic/mitochondrial
Biological process (GO): protein insertion into mitochondrial inner membrane
Cellular component (GO): chloroplast; TIM22 mitochondrial import inner membrane insertion complex
Source: RefSeq, a predicted model, not a curated record
CCAGAAAAUUGUUUAGCUUCAGUCUGUUAAGCUACUCUCUCUCUCUCUCUUUCUGCAGUCUGAACUCUGCGUGGAACUGUCAAUCAGGCGAAGACAGAUCACUCUCAUUUCAGCAUUUGCUAUUAUACUAGUUGAAAAAAGUAAAAUGGAUACUGAGGAGCUAAGACAAAUGGAAGAUGAAGAAACUCCAAUGAUGAAAACAAUAAAAGGUGCAACCACAGGUCUAGUUGCUGGCACUAUUUGGGGUACUAUUGUUGCUACUUGGCAUGAUGUACCUCGUGUUGAGAGAAGAGUCGCACUUCCCGGUCUGGUCCGGACCCUGAAGAUGAUGGGUAACUAUGGAGUUACAUUUGCUGCAAUUGGUGGAGUCUACAUUGGGGUAGAGCAGGUGGUGCAGAACUACAGGAUGAAAAGAGACUUUGUUAAUGGAGCUGUUGGUGGAUUUGUUGCUGGUGCUUCUAUUUUGGGUUAUAAGGGGAAGAGCAUUUCAACAGCAAUCUCUGCUGGAGCUGCCCUUGCAGCCACAUCUUCCUUCAUUGAUGUGGGAGGUCAAACCACACGAGUUGACACUGGCAAAGAAUAUUAUCCUUACACCACCAAGAAAAGGCCCAAUAUUAAUUAGUUCAUCAAGUCGCACCAGUCUUUGCUGCACGCUUGUUUCAGAAAUGUAUGUAUUCGGGCUGGUUUUUCUCUUUGCUCACCUUUUUGCUGUUAGAGAUUUCCAAUUGUUGUUUUAAUAAUUUUGUGUCAAUGAGAUGCCAAUCCUGUUUGGACAGAAAUGAUCAUAACCGUUGACAUUUAAAGUCAUCGGGCAUUGUUAAGAAUUUCUGGAAAUUGCAACAUGAUACCAAUUUUCUUUACAUGA